Messenger RNA from Anarrhichthys ocellatus (wolf-eel), 6147 nucleotides. RefSeq names its product Ral GEF with PH domain and SH3 binding motif 2 (gene ralgps2). Gene Ontology annotation, molecular function: guanyl-nucleotide exchange factor activity. Gene Ontology annotation, biological process: Ras protein signal transduction. The transcript is spliced from 21 exons. Lineage: Eukaryota; Metazoa; Chordata; Actinopteri; Perciformes; Anarhichadidae. The coding region runs from base 782 to 2542 and encodes 586 amino acids. The record is from RefSeq and is a predicted model, not a curated record. Gene Ontology annotation, cellular component: plasma membrane.
GCGCUUAGCUCCGCCCCUUCAGCCCUCAUUCAAAACAGAACACAGCUGUUCUGUAGCGAGGCGCAUCGUCGAGUCCUGAACGUUAAAACAAACCUGUUAGCUGUCUCUCGUGGUCUUCCGGCGGCCUCGGAUGUACCCGCUGGAAUACCAGAAGAAGAAGGAGGAAAACGGAGAACUUCGGUGAGUUGAAGAACCCCACCACCUCCUACCAGCCGUCGAGGUAGCGAGCUAACGUUCAGCCUCGUUUGGAUGUGUUCGUUUUUACGCGCAGGAUGCUCCGUUAUCUGCAUCCACCAAGAGGAGGCUAACGAGGAGAUGUGACAGAACCGAUACUAAGACUUGUCCCGGUUCUUUUUGUUGUUGUUGUAAUGCAGACCAUGUGUAGCUGGUUGCACAGGUUUUUAUUUUAGCACAUUAUUUUUUCAUUUUCUCCUCCUCCACCCACGUGUCGCCCCCACACCACGCACCGAGAAGAAGCACCACCGAGAGAGUUUUUUUUUUUUGACAUAAUGAUAAAUAAUAAAUCAUGCGCUCCCUUUACCAAAGCUAAGUUAGCAUCAAGCUAGCGAGAAUUUGCAGCAUGCUAACGUGGAAACCUUUUGAGAAAAGAGUGGUGAGGGAGUCUGGACAGCAGGAGCCGCAGAAAGACGGGAGGCGUUAAAGAACGGCACAACGUCGCCUCCAACACUAUGCUCAUCUGACACACGCAACUGAGGGCCGGGCGGGCUUUGCUGCAGCGGAGGAUGAUGAAUGGUCUUAUCUAGAGCUAGAUGGUGUGGGAAUGAUGGACCUCCCCAAUGGCCAAUCAGGCAUCAUCACCACCACUGCAACAGUCUCUGAGAGGAGCAGCAGCUGCGAGUCUCUCAGCGAUAAAGGCUCUUCAGACCUGAAGAAGAGUUUUGACGCCGUUGUGUUCGAUGUGCUGAAGGUCACUCCUGAAGAAUAUGCAGGUCAGAUUACGCUCAUGGAUGCUCCCGUGUUCCAAGCCAUCCAGCCAGAGGAGCUGUCGAGCUGCGGCUGGAACAAGAAGGAGAAGCACAGCUCCGCUCCAAACGUUGUGGCCUUCACCCGCCGGUUCAACCAGACGAGUUUCUGGGUGGUACGAGAGAUCCUUCAUGCGCAGACGUUGAAGAUCAGAGCUGAGGUGCUGAGUCUGUACAUUCGCACUGCCAAGAAACUGUGUGACAUGAACAACCUCCACGCGGUCAUGGCUGUGGUGUCGGCAUUACAAAGCGCCCCCAUCUUCAGGCUCACCAAAACGUGGGCGUUACUGAGUCGGAAGGACAAGGCGACGUUCGAUCGGCUCGACUACCUGAUGUCCAAAGAAGACAACUACAAGCGUCUGAGAGACUUCAUAAGCAGCCAGAGCAUGGUCUCUUGUAUACCGUACCUAGGGAUGUACCUGUCCGAUCUGACCUAUAUCGACUCGGCCUAUCCCUCCACGGGCAGCAUCCUGGAGAACGAACAGAGAUCGAACCUGAUGAACAACAUCCUCAGAAUCAUAUCGGACCUACAGAGAUCCUGUACCUACGAUGUACUAGUGUUGCCUCACGUGCAGAAGUAUCUCAACUCAGUCCGGUACAUCGAGGAGCUGCAGAAGUUUGUGGAGGACGACAAUUACAAGUUGUCACAGAAGAUUGAGCCAGGCACCAGCACACCACGAGCAAACGCCUCCAAAGAUGAUCUUGUGGGCCAGGAAGCGGCAGCGUCUCCUCUCUGCGGCCGUAAAUGUUCGAUAGCAGCCGAUGGAACCAAAGUCCCGGCCACACCGCCCUCCCCCAGGAACCUGCUGCCCUACGGACACAGGAAGUGCCACAGCCUGGGCUACAAUUUUAUCCAUAAGAUGAACACGGUGGAGUUUAAAAGUGCCACGUUCCCCAAUGCUGGUUCUCGGCACCUGCUGGACGACAGCGUGAUGGAGAGCCACAGUCCCACUAGGGGACAUGCAGAGAGCUCAACUCUGUCUAGUGGUAUUUCACUUGGGAGCAGCGAGGGCUCUGAGCUCAGCGAAGAGGUGUCCUGGCCAGCGUUUGAGAGGACUCGGUUCUAUCACUCUUUGGGCCCAGUGACCCGCGUGGCCCGCAUCCCCUACAGAGGAGUCCUGAGGUCCAGCAGCUCAGCGGAGUCAGAGGAGCUGGCGGUUCACUUGUAUCCCGGAGCGGUCACAGUGCAGGGGGUGUUGAGGAGGAAGACUGUGCUCAAGGAGGGCAAGAAACCAACAGUGGCGUCAUGGACCAAAUACUGGGUCGCUCUUUGCGGAACACAGCUCUACUACUACCCUGCCAAGUCCCUGAAGGCCACCGAGAGGAAACAUUUCAAGUCCACGUCCAGUAAGACCGUGUGUGUGGUGGGUCUGAUGGCCAUAAUGGCCGACGAUCCCGAGCAUCCCGACGUCCUCUUGCUGACGGAUUCCGAGCAGGGUAACACCUACAAGUACCAAGCAGGGAACCGAACGAACGCUCUGUUGUGGUUCAAACAUCUGAGCGCUGCCUGUCAGAGCAACAGGCAACAGGUGCCAGCCAAUCUGAUGUCAUUCGAGUGACCGGCGCUGAGGAGUGUGACUGAGCAAAGACGAGAGAGAAAGAGAGAGGGAGGGAUGAUGAGAAAACAGACGACGAGGAGGAUGAGGAGGAUGAGGAGGAGUGUUGUAUCAGUAGUGGGAGCUUUCACUGCCAUGAGCCCUGACCGCCGAUUCUCUGAUUCUUGCCCCGGCCCCACUGCAGCCUCACCUGCCACCACUGCCUUAACCAGAGUACCCUGUGUGUGUGUGUGUCUGCGUGUCUAUGGAAGUGACUGUUUUGGGCGUACUAACUACUGAACAAGGACCUGCACCACUGCUCUUGUCUCCCAUUCGCUCUCAGCGUCUUUUUGUUUUUACUGUCCAGGACUUGGAUGAAACCGUUGGACUCCUCCCCUCCCUCACAGACAGACUGUCCUCCAUUGGACAGAAACAAUCCUCUCCUCUGUUUUUUGUUGUUUUUGUGUUGUUUUUUUAAAGGGGGGGUUAACUAUUUUUUUUUGUGUGUCCUCCACUAUGCUCAAACGCAAGAUUUCUGUCUUUUAAUCGACACACAAUCACUUCACGCACACACACAUCGGACUAACCCGUUUAAAAAAACGUUUUUUUUACUUCCUGAUUCACAUGUGUUGGGCUUGGAGUCACAGGCUUAUUUAGAUGAACUACGGCACACAACUACGCUCACUCUCACGCAUAUUUGAUCGCGUCGGUGUAAAUGUUAAGGGCUCUGAUUCGCAAUCGAUUCCAGCUGAAACAAUUCCCACACUUCCUGAAUGUGUCUAGUUUUUAUUACUCUUUCUUCCCCUCAUAUACUCGCUAACUGUUCUGUACGUAUGUACUAGUUUGUGUAACUUGAGGAGGGGUUGAGGUGGGAGGGCAAAUCCACAAAGGUACGAUCAUCCCAGAGUCUAAGCUAAGACGUGUUCACGGUUGGGUAGACGAGAGUUCAUCCUUCUAUUUUUUUACACACAUGGUUUUGUUUUUCCUCCAGUGUCUGCUCUCUGUCGGUCCGACGCUCUGUUUCACCAGACUCUCUCACACACACACACACACACACUAAACACUAAGACUUGAAACUGUGAAAGAGUCCAAGAGAAGAGAUCGACAAGAACUCUCAAUCCAUGAUUUGAUCUCUUCUUCUUGUUGCUUGAUGUGGUCAGAGCCUCUGGUCUGGACAUUCAAAGCUACCUGGAGCCAUGCAGAGUCUACUUUAUAUCUUCUUUGUUUUGUGUUGUUAGUUGUUGUUUCUUUUUCCUUUUUUGGGGGGGAGGGAAGGUGUAUUUCACAGUAUUACCAUGUAGUAAACGUGUAGUUUUGUCUGUUAAAUUUGAAUGUUACAUUUUUUUUGUGUGUUUUUCUCUCCUUUUGGAGAAGUUAUGUUGAAUCUUUCAUGUGUUUUUUUUUUUUUUUUGCCCCUUAUUCAAUCAACCAGGACCCGGCUUGAUUUUAGACCCUUCCAUCUGAUUUGGAAUAAGCACCUUGGUUAUAAUUAGUGCCAAGUGAUGUAACGUCACCGUGUUUUCUUCAGUUAGGACGAGCAGAGCCGCGGUGGAAUCAGUGCAGAUGUGGAAUCAGUGCAGAUGUUUCACGGUGCCACAAAUUGCUGUUUUUGUUUCUUCGUUGUGAGCAAGAUGGAUGAUGGAGGUGACGAUGAUGGGAAGCUUUUUCGCCCAGUGAUAUUUAUCAAAUUCUAAUCUUUUUUCUUUUCUUUUUUUCAAACAGCUGUUUACAUUGUACGUUUACACAAUCGUUUGCCCCCACAAUCCCUUCGAUGCUCCACAUGUACUGUAGACACCUUUAGUAUUACAGUACGCAGACGGGGUGUUUUGAGCUCAGCGAUGGGGUGGAAACAGAUCCUCUCUGAUGUGCUUCAGUCAGUGUUCUGCAUUUAAACUGUCCUCAACAGUCCAAGUCAACUAUUCAGCUUUUUAGGUCAAACGAACAACAACAAACUGAGACAAAAGACAAUUACGUGCCCGUAAAGAGACAUUCAGUCCUUUGUGUUUUGACUAAAGGAGAGAUGGUUGCGGAUGAACCUGUGAAUGAGGAAGACAAAGAUGGGCAUGUGGAUGCAUUCAUGCGCCUGUGCACACUUCUUUAUUAUUUUUUUUUAACACGUUUUAAUUCAAGCUGCACAGAGGCCGACUCACGUCACAACUCCACGCUGGCUUGUGUGAAGAAAGGAGGGACAGCGUGGGAAGAUAAGGAAGUGGAAACUGGUGCUCGUCUGUGUCCACCGAGGCUUUUUUUCUUCGCUGCACAAAGAGAGCAGAGACUGUUUUGAAGCCACACAAUCCCAGAGCUGAAGCCCUCUGGAGGCUGAUCAUCGCUGGUGUUUGAGUCUCAUCGGUGGGCCGGGCGGACCAAGAGGGUCUGAAUGAAAUGGGUGAGACGAGAGUUUGGGUGGGGGGGGUUUAUAGGCCGUUUACCUCUGUGUAUCGAUGUUUGGUGGAGCUUAACCUGCUGUCAUUUGCAAUAUAUUGACAUUUAGGUGCAGUUAAAGGGACAGUUCACCCCAAAUGUACAUAUUUUACCUCUUUCCUGUUGUGUUAUUUAUCAUUCCAGAUAGUUUUGGUGUAAGUUGCCGAGUGUUGGAGAUAUCAGCCUUCUCUCCACCAUACGGGGCCGAUGCAUCCAACACUCAGCAACUCACACCAAAACAAUCUAGAUGGAUAAAUGGCACUGUAGGUAAGAGAAAAAAUGUUUGGUAUGAACUGUGCCUUUAAACAAGAAUUAAUGCUGUCUCAAAAAAAAGGAUUGUAAACCGAAGGAGCUGGGAUGUAAACAAAUGGCAUCCCAGUCACAUUUCCCUUCUUUCUAUUUGCUGAUGUGAGAUGAUUUGGUUUUAAACUCAAGCAGACCUUUUGAAGCGGUCUUGGAAGGUUUAUUUGAAUCAAUUUGGAUUUAACGAUGUUGCCCAUCGAUAAUUACCCAGAUCAUCGUGAGCGAUUUUUGUGAGGUUUUCCCUCUCUGUAACCUGAGUUUACACACUUUUCUUUUUGUUAUCAUUUCUGUACAGUGUGUGGUCAAAAUAAUGGAAACGCAUAUUUCUUGUUUUUGGGGACGUUUUGUGGAUUUAGCCGACUCAUUUCUUGGAUUGACCCGUGAUCAUCUAUUUUGGGAUGAGAGCGGAAAGUUCAAAUGUCAGACGGUUCUCGUUCGACAUCAUUUUGGGUUGUUACAAAGAAACUUGAUGUUUGAAAAAUCUCUUGUUUUCCGUGGUGAGCGUUCAUGUUGGUUCCUUUAAAUUGACCCCACUGUCUAAAUGCACAACUCGCCCUGUAUUAGCUGUUUAGAGUGAAGCUGCCUUCUGAUUUCAUUCUUUUUUUUUUUUUUUUUUUUAAUGGUCAUGAAAUAAUUGUUUAACAGUUGAGGUGAAGGUUUCGACCAGAGGAAAAGCUUUCAGUGCGUUUUUGUCUUCUGAUUUUUGUGAAAAAUCAAUGUGAAUCUGGACGAGCGUCAUUCACCGUUUACCGAGGGCGACGACCUGUGUGUGUGUGUGUCUCUGUGUGCGUGCGUGUGUGUGUGUCUGUCAUGACUGUGGCGAGCGCUGUGACCUCAUAGCUGAGUGAUGCGCUGCCUGGUGUGAAGACUGAGAACCAAUAAACACUCUGCCCUUUUUUACUCCA